This is a messenger RNA of Prosopis cineraria, 863 nucleotides long. RefSeq names its product ethylene-responsive transcription factor ERF113-like. The record is from RefSeq and is a predicted model, not a curated record. Lineage: Eukaryota; Viridiplantae; Streptophyta; Magnoliopsida; Fabales; Fabaceae. Gene Ontology annotation, molecular function: DNA binding; DNA-binding transcription factor activity. Gene Ontology annotation, biological process: ethylene-activated signaling pathway; regulation of DNA-templated transcription.
AUGGUAUUUCUCAAUGGGAAUGUCAUUGUUGAGAGGAAAAAACAUUAUAGAGGAGUUAGGCAGAGACCGUGGGGGAGGGCAGCCGAAAUCCGAGACCCAAACAAAGCAGCAAGAGUGUGGCUUGGCACAUUUGACACGGCAGAGGAUGCAGCAGCUGCUUAUGACGCUGCAGCUUUGAAGUUCAAAGGCAAUAAAGCCAAACUCAACUUCCCUGAACGUGUGGCUAAUUUUCCGACUUAUCAUCACACCUCAACUGCUCCUCCUCGGCCACCGUCUGAAGUAGCGCCACCGCCAGUUUCUCAACCACCAUGGCCAGCACCGUCCGGCGAGGCUGGUUUCCCAAACCUAAUGCAGUAUGCUCAGGUGCUUUGUAGUAGGGACGAUGAUGAUCUACAACGAGCUGCUUCGGGUCUUUAUAGUUAUCAUCAGAGUGUUAAUGAGUCGUUUCUUUAUGAUUCUUCUCCAUUCUUCUCAUCGUCAUCUGCAGUGACUUCGUCUUCUUCCACGGGGGUCUGAUCAUCAAUUUCACGGUGAACAAAUGGGAGACCGUGGGUUUUUUCGGGCUCUAUUUUUUUGAUAAAGCGACUGAUGAUUUUGAUGGAAGCCACACGAGGCGAUAGUGAUUCAGUCAGCACUGUUACAUGUAAGUUUAUGCUGUUCAGUUUAUCAGCCUAAUUUUUAGCUGAAUAUUGCUUGUCCAAGCGUUACAUAUAUCAUAUCGUUUCACUUCAUCGUUCAAACAAUUAUUGCCUACUACAAACUCAUGUCAUGUGUUCAUGAUUUGAAUGAGGAUGGAAUAAUGGCAGUAAACGAAUCUCUCUUCCUAAUUCAUACUUUCUCUUUAUAUAUAAUCUCUUCUAUUU